Gigantopelta aegis is the source of this 1489-nucleotide messenger RNA. RefSeq names its product neuropilin and tolloid-like protein 1. Lineage: Eukaryota; Metazoa; Mollusca; Gastropoda; Neomphalida; Peltospiridae. The transcript is spliced from 6 exons. Bases 303 to 920 code for a protein of 205 amino acids. The record is from RefSeq and is a predicted model, not a curated record.
ACAAAACUAAAAACACAAAUUUGUUUAAAAAUCAUUAUUGCUUGCUGCCCCAAUUUCCUUAAUUUCAUUCGUUAUUUCCAGGUCUGUGAUGUUGUAUUUGUUAUUAAAUAUGAAGGAAAAUAAUUGACCGUCAUGUCAGCCCUCCUCGCUUCACAACGUCCGUUCAAUAAGUUACACUUCCGGCGAAAUCAAAUGGAAUAAGUGUUGGCCUUUGACCAUGUAGUCAGUUUAUCAAAGGUGGAUUUGCUGAACGAAUUGUACAGGCGACAUUUUAAAUUACAAGGAGACGAUGCUUAGGAGUAAUGGAUCACAUUAGUCGUAUUUUGCUGUUGGCCCAAGUUUUACAGAUUAUCGCUGGCUCGGAGAUCUCGCUGGUGGCACAAAAUGGUCCGCUCUAUUUCUACACGGUCGGAUUUCCACAAGAUUAUCACAGCGACACGAACGAGACGUGGCGGAUCAGAGCCUUUACGGACGAGUACGUGGUGAACGCCCAGGUGAUCGCCACCAACAUAGAGGGGAGCCUCCCCACCUGUCAGUGGGACAACGCCACCUUCUUCGACGGCGACUCUAUAUAUUCAACUAGACUGGGAUAUUUUUGUGGCUACGAAAGACCGUGGUAUACCAGUAGCGGACAGUAUAUGACCGUGCGUUUCGUGUCGGACAGUUCAAUACAGAGGAUGGGCUUCAAAGUGAAAUACUGGUGUAAUCCGAAGACAGGGUUCGGAAUUUCCUCUCUGGUGCUCUCCGAGACCGAAUUCAAGAAGACCGGCGCAAUAUUGGGCAUGAUCACGAUUUUCGGCUUGUUUGCGGCACUUGCGGUUACCUGCUACAACAAGAUCGGCCCGAGAAGUGCCUGGGUCCACCGGACCCUGCUCAGCAACAAGAUGAAGUGCAACAAGGUGGGCGUGGCUCCAAUGUGAACGACAAAAUCGUAUCUCUACACAAGCAGAGUCCAAACGAUAUUUUGACUUCAUGACCGCUCCUCUGCACCAUAGUCAGGUGUUACGACAUCAGAAUGACUGCCACCCCACUUUCCAGAACUGGUGUUAAAAUUAGCUAAAUAUAACUUCGUAUGCAGUCACUGUUUGUAGGAAAUAAUUUAUAGUUGAUCGAGGAUGAUGAUCGAUGUGUGGAAAAAUACAAAUAUGGAAUGUUUAUUGUUACAGCUUUAGGUUUGAUAUAAUGAUGUUCGAAACAACGAUGUUCUACUCUUUUAACAGCCACGCAAUUUUAUUGUACAUGUCCUGAGAAAUCUGUUUACAGACCUUACACCAAUUGCGAUUACGACCAAGUUGGCUUUAUUGACAUGCUGCACAAUACACGUGUUUAUGUUCACAAGGGAGAUAAUCGGGGUAUCCUGUGUAUACAUAUGGUUGUUGUAGACAGUCAGCCGCAACAGGUGUGAUGCAUUUUUCUUGCCUCAUAAUACAACAACAACUAUUUAUAAUUUUUAAAACCACCAACUCUAGUUCCAUUGGCGUAAUCAGGA